Molecule: messenger RNA, 5771 nt
Organism: Lethenteron reissneri (Far Eastern brook lamprey)
Lineage: Eukaryota; Metazoa; Chordata; Hyperoartia; Petromyzontiformes; Petromyzontidae
Product: calumenin-B-like
Cellular component (GO): endoplasmic reticulum
Molecular function (GO): calcium ion binding
Source: RefSeq, a predicted model, not a curated record
GCCCCGUGUGUUGAAUAGGGGACCGGUGGUAACGGGAUUAGCGGAGCGAGCGCGAAACAAACUAAACUUCAACUAAUCCGACGACUUCUGAGGAAUUACCGCACAGCGGCGAUGACGACGGCGAUGACUGCGACGACGACGCCGCCGCCGUUCCAGCGACAGAGGCUCCCGCUGCCGCUGCGGUGGCUCCCGGCGCUGCUGCUCGCGCUGCUCCUGGCCACGGCGAACCUCGCGGCGGCCAAACCCACGGCGGACGAGAAGCAGCGGCACGCCGGGACGCGCGGCGGCGGCGACGACACGCUGCGGGCCGUGGGCUCCGACCCCGAGGCCGUGCUGGGGUCGUACGCGGCGCGCGAGCUGCACAGCCUGAGCCCGCAAGAGACCAAGGAGCGGCUCGGCAAAAUCGUGGACCGCAUGGACGCCGACGGCGACGGGCUGGUGAGCGAGGAGGAGCUGGCGGCGUGGAUCCGCCUGACGCAGCGGCGCUGGCUGCACGAGGACGCGGAGCAGCGCUGGAGGGACCCCAACGGGGACGGGCGCCUCUCCUGGGACGAGUACCGCAACGCCACCUACGGCGGCCUCUCCUUCGAGACGGCCGACUCCUACUCCAGGCUGCUGGCAAGGGACAAGCGGCGCUUCGACGCGGCCGCUGCCGGCGGGGUGAGCGGCGGCGCCGCCGCGGGGGGCGGCGAGCUGAGCCGCGGGGAGUUCGCCGCCUUCCUGCACCCCUCCUCCUUCGGGCACAUGAGUGACAUCGUCAUCACCGAGACAAUCGAGGACGUGGAUAAGGACGGAGACGGAUUCAUUGAUCUGGAGGAAUACAUCGCCGACAUGUACCACCCGGCGGAGCCCGCGGAGACGGAGCCGGAGUGGGUAGAGACGGAGCGGCAGCAGUUCCGGCGGUUCCGCGACUCUGACGGCGACGGGCGUAUGGGGCGCGAGGAGGUGCGCGCCUGGCUGCUGCCCGUCGGCUACGAGCACGCACACGCAGAGGCACGCCACCUCGUGGGAGAGGCCGACGGGGGCGACGAGGACGGCAAGCUGUCCAAGGAGGAGGUGCUGGCCAAGUGGAGCGUCUUCCUGGGCAGCCAGGCCACCAACUACGGCGACGAUCUCAACCGUCGGCACGAGGAGCUCUGAGCUGCAACAGGAAACCCCGCGUUCUGAUUGGCCGUUCGCGUCGACUCGACGCAGCCAAUGGGAACGCGCCGUGCCGCGUUCCUAUUGGCCGAUCGCGUCGACUCGACGCAGCCAAUGGGAACGCGCCGUGUCGAGUUCCGAUUGGCCGAUCGCGUCGAAUUAGAAUGCGCCGUGCUGCACUCCUUGAUUGACUGUUGGAGUCGCGUCCAAUCCAAACACGCCGCGUUCCGAUUGGCCGACGUGUGCCCCCGGUUAGGUUGCUUGCGACUCACCGGCUUGGACCUGCCGAGCGAUCGAUUUCCCUUUUUGAACGGGAAUUGGGGCGGCAUUCACUUCCUCGGUGACCCGUAGCCCUGCAGAGGCAGCGGGGGAAGUUCCACGUUCCUAUGGCGGGAGGGGAGGGGGGGGACAUCCCGGCCCAUUGCACAACCAGUUUUGACUUCCGUACAAAGCGGUACUCAAUUUUAUUGACAUGAUGAUGAUGAUGAUGGGCCUCAAUCCACCCCGGGCAGGAUUUGAACUCGUGACCCUUGAGGGUGAGAGAAACCGCAGCGUCGCUAUGCAAUGGUCACGGGAUAUAAAUGUUCGUGUUUUUUUUAUCAGAAUCGUUGUUUUAGACUUGAAGGAACCCGAUGAGCCGUGAAGCUCUUCGUUGUCCCCUGCACGGGGCGUGGUGACGCUGCUGCGACGGUUAAAAGUCAGCGACGCUCUGCGCUCCGUUCCGUUGCUUGAGCUGCGGACGAUUCAUCGAUUUCGUGAAGAAAAGAACACUGGUCAACACAUUUUUUCUGGCACAAGGUAUUCCAACGGUUCUAAGGUUAUUUUGGGGUGCUGAUUCCAAAUCUGGCAUCAGUUUUUGUCUAUCACAUCAGGUUUUUGAGAUAUUAAAUAUUGAAUUUUUAAUCAAAACUGCAGAAUAAAAAUGUUAAAUAAAUGUGGAUAUCUACGUAAAAUGAUAUUAUAAACACACUAUCCUAAAAAUACAGCACCAUAUUUUAGCACUAAAGCAGUCACUGACUCGCAACAACUUGCAAUCAUAAGUGACAGAGUUAAUUUCGGGUAAAAUCAAUGAAAAUGGGGUAUGCCGAUAGCAUAAAAUGAGAUGUGAUAGAGAAAAUCUGAGAUCAGAUUUGGAAUCAGCACCCUGAAAUUAGUCUAAAACAGCUGCAAAAGUCCAGGCCAGAAAAAAAUGAUUUUUUUGCUGACCAGUGUAAUAAUAAGCCUUUAUGCAUGUAGGUUGAACUUAUUUCGCACCGCAUCGUACGUAGCAAACCCUGCUGCUGCUGCUGCUGCUGAUGCUGCUGCCGCUGCUGAUGCUGCUGCUGCCGCUGCUGAUGCUGCUGCUGCUGCUGAUGCUGCUGCUGCCGCUGCUGCUGCCGCUGCCGCCGCUGCCGCCGCUGCUGCUGCUGCUGCCGCUGCUGCUGCUGCUGCUCUAUUCAAGACCGCAAGCAACAGGAGGGCUUCAGCAGGCUUGCCCGAUGAGGCUGAUUGGGAUUACCAGCGAAACGUCGCGCGUCUCAAACUUUCAAAUGCUGUUGAUUCUAUCUUCAACACACACCGCUGGGGCUAAAGAAGUGAAUUGUUUUGUCCUUUGAAAAACGUGACAUUUGUUUACUGUUUGGCCGUGUCGGGUGGUGGAGGGUUACGACACAUUUAUAAAUAACGCGAUCUGACCCAAAAACCUCUAUUGCAAAUGGGUACCCGUACCCGUACACGGCCGUAUCCGUACUCUACCCGUACCUGGCCGGGUAGGGUACGGGUAUCGGGUACCUGAUUGCGACCUCUGGGAUGAAGCCAUGUUGCAGGCGCGGGUGGGUUGAUUCUAGGAACUUGAAUUGUGAGAAGAGACAAGACGUUGGGAAAUGAGUGACAAACGGUGACUCACCAGUAACUCACAGCCUACCCGUACCCGUACCCGGCCGCACCAGGGUCGCAAACGGGUACCCGGCUACCCGUACCCGGCCGGGUACGGGUAGCCGGGUAUCGAGUAGGGUACGGGUAUUGGGUACCCGGUUGCGACCUCUGUUCACCGCGCACAUCGUGCGUUGUGGUAAAACAUGCGAGCCAAACUCGCUUUGGUAGCGGUGUGUGCACGCGUGGUCCUUGAAACUGGUUGGUCUGCAGCCUCCCCCAAGGGCUGCCUGUCAACGGCUGUUCCCCUCCUGCCGAUCUUCUCCGCUCGUAGCGGCGGCAAGCGGCGGUGAAACGAGUCCGUGACGAAGAAGGCUUCAGCCGGGGGUUGGUGUUAGAGGGACAAUCGGUUUCAAGGACAAUGCUGACGCUUCAAAUCUUGACCCCAUUGGAACCUCCUUUUCCAGUAGCAAAAUAUGAUCAUUGUUUUUUUUAUCUGGCAACAAAACUGACACCUUUUGUUACAAGGAGUCAUGUUUGCAUUGACCACAAUACCUGCGGUCGGAACGCAAACAAAAAACAGAACUCUGAUAAUGUAUGCACUGUCCUUGAAGUUGAUUGGUCCACACCCGAGACAGCUUUUCUUAGAGCCUAGUCUCACAUGGUAUUGGACCAGAUGACGCCAAAUCUUGACUUAAAGCUUUCGCGACUGCUGGAAUUAAUAUUCUUCGGCUCUUUCGGCAAAGUCACGGAGGUAGGUUGAGAGAAAAGCGCUAAAACACGACGACGUUUCGAUCGCAACACACAUGCAGCCGUCGUUGGGCUUAACUUUGAAGCAGAAACUGCAUAUUUUGUGAGCGAGUGCGUUUGUGUGGACUUUUGUAAUGAAACAAGAUCGGCGCAUUCUUUACGACACAUUUUUGUCUUGUUCAGUUAACAAACUCAAUUUGCUUCACUUAAACAUUAUUUUAUACCAACAUUCGUGUAUUUUUUGCACGGAGAUCUGUGGAAAAAUUUGUUAUUUCUAGAUCAUCCGAGAUUUUUUUAUUUAUCUGCGGCCGGCCUUCCCCGUCAUUUGCGCGGAAAAUCCCGACUUCUGCUUCUUGGUGCUUAAACAUCUUAACAGCGCUGCUGUAUCUUCUUGGUUCUUUCGGUAAAGUCACGUAGAAGGGAAAUAAUAAAAUAAUAAAAAUAAAACAUAAUGAAAUACAGUUCUCACGACGUUUCGGCCACAACGCAAGCAGCCGUCCUCAGGUGAAGAACAGGUCUGUCGGAAAGACAGCGUCUGAAUGAACACCACCAAGCUUGGCAGCGUAUAUUUAAGCUGCUGGGUUAGGGGAGGAAGGGCGCCUUGACAAAGGAAUUUGAGAAUUGUAUUUUAUUAUGUUUUAUUUUUAUUAUUUUAUUAUUUCCCUGCUACGUGAUGACUUUACCGAAAGAACGAAGAGGAUGAAUCCCUGCAGUCACGAAAGCUUUCACAGCGCUGCUGUAGUAUUGCCUAAAAGGGUAAAGCUUCACCGUCAUCUCGAUCGCGGCAACGUGGGUUCCCGUAGAUUAGCGAUUUCUGAAACUACGUUUAGUUUUUUGCUUCAGGGGGUGGACCCCCCUCCCAGUGUAUAAGCCGCUAACCCCCCACACCCCCCACAGUUUUAUCGAAUGCACACGCACACACACGCACACACACGCGAAUGCACACACACGUGCACGCUCUUAUUCUCCCGACUGUUGCAGACCUGCGGUUCCGUUGGCAGUUUGCGAAAGAAAAUUGAGUGAAUUGUCUUUGUGCUGACCGCUGAAAGUCGUUUUAACAUUGUAGACAUCUUCUUUGUUUGUUCGAGGCGAAACGCUUACGCGCUCGCAUGCACAAAACACCGGGGCAAGGGCCGCCGUUCGUAGCGAGUAGCAGCAGCAGCAGCAGCGCCUAUGAAGGCUGCCGGCACUGCGGCACACGAGGGGGUGGGUGGGCCAGUAACCACGCCCGGCCGCCUUUGUCUCCCCCCAGUGGCGAUGUUUACACACCGCACCAGGUACUCAUUUGCGGCCGAGUCGACCUAGGAGAGGCCCAGCACCUGGUUCAGAUGUAAUCGUCGCUGGCGUUGGACGUGAACGGGAGUCGAACUCGGGCCGCCGGGCUCGUGGUUCAGCGAGUUUACCGCUAAACUAACGCUCCAACAACAGCCGCCAUUCGCCACUAAGUGGCGGUGACGUCAUCGCGACGCCUGUGCCAGGCUAGGUGCACGUUGAGGCCACGUGAAGUGUCGAACGCCCGCCGGCAGGAGGUCACGGGGCAGACCCAGCAGGUGCCACGGGUCGACUGACUGAGAUGACCGAGUCGAGUGGCUGAUGCACCACCUGUGCCCCCUACUGUGCCAACUUGCUGUGCUUUAGCCACAAACUACCGUUUCCCACACAAACACACGUAGACUCAUCAUGGGACUUGCAAUCAAAUCGAGUCGUAUGCAAAAAUAUUGCCACGUGUAUUUUUUUAAAUGUCUAAAUGUCUCCCAAUGUGGUGUGUCCGAGUUGUUACCUGCUGCGUGCCUGUUCAGCGCGAUGACCUCCGGGAAAUGAAUUAAGUGGUGGCGGUGACGUCACCGCGGAGCUUGUGCCAGGCUAGGUGCACGUUGAGGCGUCGAGCAAUGCACAGCGGUGCACAUUCUCAAACGCGUUGCUGCAGCGUUGUGCAGCACGACUGUGAUAAACCCACCCAGUGUUAUGGUUUGUUGUUCAUGUUUUUAAAGGACUUUGUGGUUGAAUUAAAAUGCUUAUGGUAUUCUUGA